Messenger RNA from Xenia sp. Carnegie-2017, 1157 nucleotides. Its product is annotated as ciliogenesis and planar polarity effector 2-like. Gene Ontology annotation, molecular function: GTP binding; GTPase activity. The record is from RefSeq and is a predicted model, not a curated record. Lineage: Eukaryota; Metazoa; Cnidaria; Anthozoa; Malacalcyonacea; Xeniidae.
GGUUGAAAUGUAAGAGUUACAUGGCUGAAAUGGAUGUGUUUCAUCAUAUUUUGUACUACAUGAAGUUCCUUGCUGCUAAGAAAAUAUGGCGUGUCUUUUGUUUACAACCUACGACCAUGCGUAACGAUAGAGAAUAAUGUCCAUGAUCAUGUCUGAUAGAAAGAAACGCCACCAUUUCGUGCAUUAUGAUUGGCUGGAAAGUCAGGAAGGAAAAGAAUUCCUUGGCAUUCUCUUAAGACGAAAUAAACGAAGAAUAUUCGGAAUUUUGGAGAAACCUGCCCUCCCGUCUGGUAUAGCUCCUCCGAUAGUCCCAUACAAACUGUUACUGCUUGGAAAAGCAGCUGUUGGUAAAACAAGUACGGUAGCAAAGCUUGCUGGAAAAGAACUUGCUUCGACGUACGCUGAAACUCCUGGGAUCCAAACGACUUUGAUAUAUUGGCCUGCAAAGUUAAUAUCCUCGUCCGAAGUCGUUCUAUUUCAACUUCAUUUCUGGGAUGUUGGAGAUUACGCGAUGAAAAAGUUUGAACACAUCAAAAAAUCUUCACAAAUGAAACCGGAUGCCGUGAUAUUCUUCUUCUUUAUAGACAGAGCCAGUUUCGAUGAUUUGCCGUUCUUGAUCACCAGAACAUGCGAAGAACUGGAUGAGCUGCCGAAAAUAACUAUUGGGACUAAGUUUGACAAAGUACUCCAUAGCGAGGUCACCGAAGAAGAACUUCGUGACUUUCAAGAGCAAUGGCAAAUUCCCGUUUUGAAAACUUGCAACAAAGACGGACGCAAACUGGCUGACGGGAGCCUAGAUGGUCGUGCUGGUUUAAUGGAGGUCGCGCCAAUUCUCAACAAGAUUGUUGAUGUUUUGUUGAAAAGACGCGAGGAGAAAGCUCCAAUCAACAAAAUCACCAAAAACAGCCGAUCGGCAAUCAAGGUCAAAAUAGAAGAUCACAAGAUGACCAUCGUAUCGCAUACAUGAUUUGAAAUAAUUAUUCUGUCCUAUGCCGUUUUCUUAUUUCCAAUUCGAAUAUGGGGCAAAUUUACAAGACAUGUUUGUUAUAAUUUAUUUAUUUAAAAGACAACAAAUAAGAAAAGUGACUGUUUUGGGUAUCGCAAAAUUAUAUAAAUAUGGUCUAUUUUCAAUAUUCAAUAAAUAUAAAUAAAAUACA